UGUUGAAUAUCACUGAAAGCGUUCGGAAACAAAAUAUUAAAUGUUUAGCUACCCACCAAUUUAAACCUAAACUAAAGCACUUAGCACAUUUUUAAUACUAUACCUCUGAUGGUAUCAAUGAAUCCUGAUAUUUUAUAUAUUUUAUCACUGCUAUGCCUAUUGUUUCGAGUCACAUUACUCAGUUAUUCAGAAAUAAUGGAAAUUUGUAAUCGAAAGGAACAUUGAAGUCCAUCAAAAUAUUGAAUCAGUCUCAUGAUAAAACAAGGAUCAAUAAUUCCCCAAAAUUUUGUCCUUUUCAUAACCAUUAUCUCCGGUGUAGCUCAAGUCUGGUGUAUAGUAGUCAGUUCUUUCGUGUGGGAUGAUGACCACUGGUAACACCAGAAAUGAAGCAGACCCCACUCACUCUCGCACUUAGGCAUGUAUGAUUCAUGUUUUGUUGCGUAUGAUAUGUCUCUCAUCGGAAGUUAAUAGCUUUAUGACAUCAGCGCCUCCUCUCCGUGCCUUUGUUUGGCGUCUCUAUUGACCACGCCCCCACGCUUCCGCCAUCAUAAAAACUUGAGCGAGCGCGCUGACAGCGGAAUUCCACGCUCGCUUGUGUGGACAACAGGUGCACUCGCUCUGUCUGAAUGAUGCUCUUAGAGUGCCGGCCGUCGCUUUGCACUUUGAAGUACUUUUUGCACAUUUUUGUAACGCAUUUUACGUCCUGAAAAUGCCUUUCCCGCCUAUUAAUCUCCAGCAGAAGAUCCCCUCUCCCGCUAGGGACCUAUUCGGCAAGAAGAAAGCCAAUGUUGAGAAGAGAGACUCUGGGAAGGAGAAGCAGACCUCGUCGUGGUCAACAGCUAAUUUAAGAAAUUUGGGGCGCAAGACGCAACAGGAGAAGAGUCAAAACCCGUCGCAGAAGGAGGUGCAGGGAAAAUACUCGUGGCUGACGUCGACCAAACCUCAGGACUCAACUGCAGGAGUGACGCGCUCCACCUCCGCGGACUCCGGCAGACCGCUCGCAAGCAAAGAGGACGCAUCCAAGAAGGAGAUCCAGUUCACGCUGAGCCUCACGCCAGAAGCCAUCCUUGUCAUUCAGAAACGAAAUUUGGAAAAACAGAUGCUGGCGAAGCAGCAGAAAUGCUGCGCGUCGGCGGAUUUUCGGCACAGGCGCGUCUUCCCUUCCAAAAAAACGUCGCACGGGAGCUCCAAGGGCGCGCAGGAGACCAGAGUGGAGGAUGCGGAGCAGGACAUUACGGCCAUUGUUAAAAUAUCGCUCUUGAACGACCAGCACAAGUAUGACGAUGUGGAGUAUGAGGAGGAGGACGGUGACGUGGACGAGACGGUGAUGAGGAAGUGCAAAGAGUGGCUCAAGGGGGUCGAAAGUGCCGCAGCCUUGGGAAAAGUUGACAAACUUACUGCACUACCCCACCUUAAAGGAUGCUGAGAGCUGGACUCAAGCCAUGAAGUGACUCUUCUUAAUUAAUGUUAUAUGAUGCAAUGAAAACUAAAGUCUUCAGGUUGUUUUUUAAUGUCCACGUGGAAUGAAAUGUUACCCGAUGAACGUAUACUAGCUAUGGAACACUUCCCAGAAUAACUUGAAAGAGCUGCAUUCCAAGCUUAUUAUGCCUUUUGAAUAGUUUCAAUUAUGAAUUCAGUGACUUUUGCACAUGCGGUUUAUGUUUCCAGUGAAGCGCCUCCUGUGGUUUAAAGCGGGUAUUUUCGCUAAAGAAACCUUUUGUGUGAGAGCGCAAAUCGCUGUCCACAAUUAGGUUUUAUGCCCUGCUGCUAAAACCAAACUGUCUUUUAUCUCCCAUCAAAAAGAGGCUUCUAUAUUCUGAUGUACAGUAUUAUUUCUACCUGGAAGUUGAUAGUUGGUGCCAUUUUAAAAGUUAAGGGUUUUGUACGAUCCACACAGCUUCUUAAAAUAUGAACUUGUGCCUCUUUUUUCAUGAUUUAUAAUCACUGACUUUUGCUGGAUAUCAGAGAGGCUCUUUGUUGCCAUUGUAGCAACCUGCGGCCAUUUGGGCAUUAGUGUACUAAGCCUCUUAGAUUUCCUGCUAAGCAGGGUUGACCAGUGUAUUACUGUAGGGGCCACGUACAGGAGCGCCAUCAGGAAGUGGCCUCUAAUUUUUGUAUUACUCAAGUAAACAAUACACCUCAUCACGAGACAGUGUCUUGAGACUUUGGUUUUCCUACACUGAAGUGUGUGUGUACAAUUCUCAGCAAGUAAUGCAAAUAAAUGGAUGUCUUGUUCAAUUAA
Hippocampus zosterae (dwarf seahorse) is the source of this 2242-nucleotide messenger RNA. RefSeq names its product proline rich 18 (gene prr18). The record is from RefSeq and is a predicted model, not a curated record. Lineage: Eukaryota; Metazoa; Chordata; Actinopteri; Syngnathiformes; Syngnathidae. Bases 710 to 1426 code for a protein of 238 amino acids. The transcript has a single exon.